AUGUUCUCGGGAGACAUGGGGUCGUCGGGUGGGGUAGGGGAACUGCGGGAGCUGAUUGGCCGGCUCGUGGAGCUUGUGAUGAAGCCUAACGCGGCGGAUUACUUGCCCUGGCUGAGGCUGUUUGACGUGCAGGGGAUUAGGCGGGAGAUCACGCGGUUGUAUGGUAGGGUGCACGAAUUGUUGUGGGAUGUCAUCAAGAGGCGGGUAGGGGAGAGGGCGGGCGGGCCCGCGAGGCGCCGGGAUUUCUUGGAUGUGUUGCUCGAUUAUGCGGAGGAAAACGUGGGCCAUGGCGGAGCUCCUACGCAACCGGCCCGUGCUCGCCAAGCUCAAACGAGAAAUUUCCGACAUCAACAUCCCGCCCGAAAAACUUGUCGAGGAACAAGACAUACCCCGUCUCGCGUACUUAGACGCGGUAAUAAAAGAAACCUUGAGGGUCCACCCGGUGGCCCGCUCCUCAUACCCCACCUCACGGAGGAACGGGCCAACAUCGGGCCGUACACAAUUUCCGAGGGCACUGAGGUCCUCAUGAACGUGUGGUCCAUACAGAGGGACCCGGCCUAUUUGGCCGACCCGACUAGUUUUAGGCCCAAGAGGUUUGUGGGCUCGGAUGUCGACAUCCGGGGCAGGGACUGCAGGUUCAUCCCGUUCGGAACGGGCCGGCGUAUCUGCCUCGGGUCAGGCCUUGCCGUGCGGAUGGUGAGCCUAAUGCUGGCUAACCUCGUGCACGGUUUCGAUUGGGAGUUUCCAGACGGGAUGCGGCCGGAGGACUUGGACAUGACGGACGGGUUCGGGAUAGUGUUGUGGAAAAUGGAGCCGCUCGUGGCCAUCCUGUGA
This is a messenger RNA of Striga asiatica, 834 nucleotides long. NCBI's taxonomy places the organism in Eukaryota, Viridiplantae, Streptophyta, Magnoliopsida, Lamiales, Orobanchaceae. The record is from the annotation of a GenBank genome assembly.